Molecule: messenger RNA, 1107 nt
Organism: Sorghum bicolor (sorghum)
Lineage: Eukaryota; Viridiplantae; Streptophyta; Magnoliopsida; Poales; Poaceae
Product: zinc finger MYM-type protein 1
Exons: 3
Coding region: 1-1107 (368 amino acids)
Source: RefSeq, a predicted model, not a curated record
AUGGAGGAACUUCAAGAAGAGAUGCAGAUACAACAAACGCCAACAAUACAGCUCAACGUUCUUCGCGAAUCUGACGUCGUGAGAGAUAGCAAUGAGGGCCAAGGUGGGAAUGAUGCAUUUGCAAAAGAUGGUUGGGAUGGAUUUAACAAAUCGGAUAGAUUGCAGGAUCAUGUAGGCAUCCGACCUAAUAGUUUCCAAAACACGACAGUCAAAAGAUGUAACAAUUUGAUGAAGCCUGAUCAAUCCAUUGUCAAUGCUUUGAACAAGCAGAAAGACAUCACUAUAGAGGAAUAUCGUAAGAGAUUGAAUACUUCUAUUGAUGCUACUCGAUUCUUGUUGCAUCAAGGAUUAGCUUUUCGAGGUCAUGAUGAAUUAGAAGAGUCCAAAAAUAAGGGAAAUUUCCUAGAGCUAGUGGACCUUUUGGAAAAGCAAAAUGACAGCAAGGAGCAAAUGGCAGUGGUUUUGAGGUAUGUGGACAAGAGUGGGUCAAUAAAAGAAAGACUUAUUGGUCUAGUUCAUGUGAGCGAAACCUCAGCUUCAUGUCUCAAAUCUAAUAUUGAUAGUCUAUUUGGUAAGUAUGGAUUGAGCAUAAAACAAAUCAGAGGCCAAGGUUAUGAUGGAGCAAGUAACAUGAGAGGAGAGUUUAAUGGAUUGAGAGCUUUAAUCUUGAGAGAAAAUAGUUCUGCAUAUUAUAUUCAUUGCUUUGCUCAUCAGUUGCAGUUAGUCAUUGUUGCAGUAGCUAAAAAGAAUGAUGAUAUUGGUGAUUUCUUUGACAUGGUAUCUCUAUUGAUUAAUGUUGCUAGAGCCUCUUGCAAAAGGAAGGAUAUGAUUCGAGAAAGUCAACAAGAGAGAGUUGCAAAAGAAAUAGGCGGUGGACAACUUAGUACUGGAACAGAAUUAAAUCAAGAACAAUCACUUGCUAGAGCUGGUGAUACUCGUUGGUCAUCUCAUUAUAAAACUCUGAAAAGGAUAAGCAGUUUAUUCACAGAUGUUAGUGAAGUGCUCCAAUAUGUUGAAAAAGAAGGUCCCACGGAUGCCAAGAAACGUCAAGCUCGUGGCCUCAUGGACUAUCUCAAGGAUUUUGACCUUGUGUUCCACUUGCAGUAA